This is a messenger RNA of Colletotrichum orchidophilum, 3786 nucleotides long. Its product is annotated as glycosyltransferase family 28 domain-containing protein. NCBI's taxonomy places the organism in Eukaryota, Fungi, Ascomycota, Sordariomycetes, Glomerellales, Glomerellaceae. Gene Ontology annotation, molecular function: hexosyltransferase activity; UDP-glycosyltransferase activity. The transcript has a single exon. Bases 1 to 3786 code for a protein of 1261 amino acids. Gene Ontology annotation, biological process: carbohydrate metabolic process. The record is from RefSeq and is a predicted model, not a curated record.
AUGGCGCACGCAACCGCCGCGGCACAGCUGGCCUUGGGCACGGCGACUGAAUCCGAAGCAACGGCGACCCCUCCUCCCGAGCAGCUUCACAUUGACGAGAUAGACCGCGAUGGACGACACAUUGGUGUGGUACGAGAUGAGAACAGGAACAUUGUCUACCCGUCCUAUGUACCGCCUGAGAUUGAUUCGCCGAAUGCUCGAUCGCCGCAGUCAACGACGGCACCUACAGUUCCCGAAUUACCACCGAAAGAUGAGAGGGCCACGAAGACAUCGUCGGAACCGACUGCCCCUGACCAUCUCGAGGUGUCCGGCACGUCGAACCACCAGGAACGCCCUCCCAUCGACAAGAAGUGGAGGACUGAGGCGCCUGGCCGCAAGGCCGGCUCGAGCAGCGCGGCAAAGCGUAACGUCCCCAAGCGAUCCGGAACAUCAUACCUCGACAGAGCCCUUCUGGAGGCCGACAGAGGAAAUUCGAGCUCCAGCGAAUCCUCCGAUGACGAUGCUGAAGCUACCAGGACCCCGGCCGAAAAGAAGGCGGCAAACGACGGGGCCAACGCGAGACGGCAAAAAGAGAUUGCUGAGAGCUACCGCCGAUUCCACGUAGGCAACGACAAUUACAACACCAAGGGCAAGGUGAAGAAGGACGGUCGUCUGCGUAUCUCGGUCAAGGAAACGGCCAACACCGGCUACUUGGCCAAGGCCUUGGGCCACGCUGUCAAGAAAGUGGUGCCGGUGCCCGAAGGUGAGGAGCAGGGGGAGGAUGGGCAGCGACCGCCCAUGUCUCGCCUCUCCUCCGCGACCACGGCUACCGCCGAUCGCGAACCGAAGCCGCGCUUGAACAUCGUCAUCAUGGUCAUUGGUUCCCGCGGUGACGCCCAGCCGUUCCUCAAAAUUGGCAAGAUUCUAAAGGAGGAUUACGGCCACCGCGUGCGUAUCGCAACGCACCCCGCCUUCCGCGAAUUUAUCGAGAAGGACUCUGGUUUGGAAUUCUUUUCGGUCGGCGGUGACCCCUCAGAGUUGAUGGCUUUCAUGGUCAAGAACCCAGGCAUGAUUCCGACAUUGGACGCCGUCAAGGCCGGAGACAUUGGACGGCGACGAUCGGCCAUGGCGGAGAUGUUUGACGGUUUCUGGAGAGCUUGCAUCAACGCCACUGACGACGAGAAGGACGUCCACAACCUCAAGAUGAUGGGGGAGAAGGAUCCCUUCAUCGCCGACGCCAUCAUUGCCAACCCUCCUAGCUUUGCCCACGUCCACUGCGCCGAAGCUCUUGGCAUCCCAUUACAUCUCAUGUUUACGUUCCCCUACACCCCAACGCAGGCUUUCCCUCAUCCCCUGGCCAGCAUCAAGAAGUCGAACGUGGAUCCCGGGUACACCAACUUCAUCUCAUAUCCCCUGGUCGAGAUGAUGGUCUGGCAGGGGCUGGGCGAUUUGGUCAAUGACUUCCGUGUCAAGACCCUCGGGCUGGACGCUGUCUCGACACUUUGGGCCCCCGGCGCGACUUACCGCCUUCACGUGCCCUUCACCUACCUCUGGAGUCCAGGUCUCGUCCCCAAGCCCCAGGAUUGGGGUGAAGAAAUCGACGUCUCCGGGUUCGUCUUCCUCGACCUGGCUUCGACGUUUGACCCGCCCAGUGAUUUGGAGAAAUUUUUGGAUGCUGGCGAACCGCCCAUUUACAUUGGUUUUGGCUCCAUCGUCGUUGAUGAUGCGGACCGUUUCACUCAGAUGAUUUUCGAAGCCGUGCAACUCGCCGGAGUCCGCGCGCUGGUGUCCAAGGGUUGGGGCGGCCUGGGAGGUGACGAGAUGGACGUCCCCGACAACAUCUUCAUGCUAGAGAACACGCCCCACGACUGGCUGUUCCCUCGAGUGAAAGCCUGUGUCAUUCACGGCGGAGCUGGAACCACCGCCAUCGCUCUCAAGUGCGGUCUGCCCACCAUGAUUGUACCCUUCUUUGGCGAUCAGCAUUUCUGGGGAAGCAUCCUAGCAACUAGCAAAGCCGGGCCCGAGGCCGUGCCCUACAAGCAAUUAGACGUCGAGAAGCUCGCCGAGGGUAUCAAGUACUGCCUUACGGACGAGGCGAAAGAAGCGGCCGCCAAAGUCGCCAAAAACAUUGAACUAGAAGGUGACGGCGCCAAGAACGCUGUGCGGUCGUUCCACCACCACCUGACGCUGGGAGGUAUAAACUCGAUGCGCUGCUCCAUCCUGCGGGACCGCCCAGCUGUCUGGACUCUGAAGAACACCAAUGUCAAGCUCAGCGCGCUCGCCGCGGACAUAAUUGUCGAGGAAGGACAGCUUUCGUGGAAGAGGCUCAGGCUGUUGCGGCACACUGAGUGGAACGACUUUGAGGGCCCUGGAGAGCCUGUGACUGGUAUCGCGGGCUCGCUCGCCGGUACGAUGGGCAAUGUUUUUGGUGGGAUUGGGAGUGUUCCAUACAGACUUGCCAAGACGUCACACAAGCGAAAGGAGAAGAAGGACAAGAAGAGGAAGUUGAGGGCCCUCCGAGAUAAGCGGACGACUGCCAAGGAACGGAAGAACCCGGCCAACGGCGAGACCAGUCCUGCUCUUCAACCGCAGGAGGGAGACGAUCAUAAAGCAAAGGAGGGAGACAGCAAGAAGCAGGGCCAGGAAGAGCGACCACAAGCAAAUGGCAAUUCUUCUUCUGCAAGACCAGGUGCGCAGGAACGGCGCGACACAAUGUCGUCAGUCGACACCGGAACCACCGUUGACGACGCCGUCGGAGACUACGCCAACGAAGUCAGCGAGGGCGUGGGCAAAUCGGCGCAAGCCUUGGCGAGGGCGCCGGUAGACCUGUCUAUGGCCAUCGCCCAAGGAUUCCACAACGCACCUCGACUAUACGGUGACGAUACUGUCCGACGUCCUCCACGUGUCACUGGCAUUAGCUCCGGACUCAAGGCGGCCGGCAAGGAAUUCGCAUACGGCAUCUACGACGGCACGACCGGCCUCGUUCGCUUGCCAGUCAGGGGCGCCAAGAAGGAGGGAGUCAAGGGUUUUGUCAAAGGGACAGGCAUGGGUCUCACGGGCUUCGUGCUCAAGGAUCUCAGCGCCAUUAUCAGUCCUUUUGGCUACACUCUCAAGGGCAUUGCCAAGCAAGUCGAACGGAAGAAGCAGCCCGAUCGCGUUGUCCGUCGAGCUCGCCUCGUACAGGGUCAACGCGAGAGGCGGCAACAGCCCAGCGAAUCCAAGAAGCAAGUUGACAAGGACGUCAUUACCGGCUGGUACACGAUCCGCGAACUCCUCGAGACUCUCGAGGCUGAGAAGAAACAAGGCAUCAAGAGGGUGUUCUCGCAUCAGAAGCAGCGCGUCAACCACGCCGCCUUUGAGAGUGUCGACAUUGCCGACCGCACCCUCCAGGCGAUCAAGAGGGGCGAGGAUAUGAGCACCGUCGUCGGCACGGAAAAGGAGCUUCGCAAGGCGGACGAGAAGCUCAAGAGUCCUGCGGCGAGGCAUAGUGUCGAUACAAGACGGUCGACCGACACCGCGCGGGCGCGCAAGUCUGCUGAGGAUCAGGAAAAUGCGGAAGGCUCGGACAGGAACUCAUCUAAAAGGAGAGAUGAUAUCGCGGAGAAUGAGGAAGGGGAAGCACGAGCCGAGGCGGCAGAUCGCGCCGAUGCGAGAGACAAAGCUAUCCCCAACGACAGAUCUGAGACACCACACAAGGCAGAGGUUAGUUCUGGGUCUAAAGACGGAGCCCAUGCCAAUGGCACAGUUGGGGGGGAGGACGCACAUCGUCGGCCCGGCGUUGAUCGCGCGAGUUCGGCCCAGGUUUAG